CGUCUUGUGAUCCAGGUUCAUUCAGUGGAUAAGACGAACUAGCCGCGACCUUCUCACAGAACUGUCCGAAGCGGAAGACGAAGGGAACUGGGUGAUGACGUCACUACGAGUGCGCGGAAGAGGCAGGCAACCUGUCAUGGCGGGUGGCGGGAAAAGGAAAAAGCCGGCUGAUCAGCAGUAUGAAGAAGCACAAAAGGAUGCCAAAAAGAGGCACUCAGGGAGGUCAGAGACACCAAAGGAUGUGCGACAAGAGGUAGAGACUCUGUAUCGUCUCACCAUGCCUGAGGAUUUCUACCAGUUUUGGUCUUUCUGUGCAGAUAUUGACAAAGAAGCACCCAGUGAUGUUCUGCAGUCAAGCCUUGGAUUGCAGCUUGUUGGCCCAUAUGAUAUACUUUCCGGCAAACACAAGAUAACCAAAAAGGAAUCGGUGAUUAACUACAAUUUGCACUGGAGGUUCUUUUAUGAUCCACCUGAAUUUCAGACCAUCCUUGUAGGGGAUAGCAAAACCCAGUUCCAUAUGGGGUAUUACAGGGACUCUCCUGAAGACUUCCCUGUCUUUGUUGGAGCCAAUGAAGCCUCAAAAGGAUGUCUAAUUACUCAGCUUGGAGAUAAUGUAUUUUCUGCGGUCAAGCAAUAUGCUUCCAACAAGCUUAAGGAAGUUAAAGAUAGAAUUCAAUGUGGCGCAAUUAAAGAUCUGAUAGAGAAGCUGACCGCAGAAGCUGAAAAUUUGGGUUACUCAUUGGAGCAAAAGUCUGUCACAAUGAAACAACGUCAGAAGAAAGUGGUAACAAAGUCCUUCCAUGGUGCAGGUCUUGUGGUGCCAGUGGAUAAGAAUGAUGUUGGGUAUAGGGAGCUUCCAGAGACAGAUGGAAACCUGAAAAAAAUUUGCAAGAACAUCGUGGAAGCUCCAAAUGAUGAGAAAAGAAUGAAAGCUUUUGCUCCAAUCCAAGAGAUAAUGACUUACGUUCAGUUUGCAAAUGAUGAAUGCGAUUAUGGUAUGGGAUAUGAACUUGGAAUGGACCUCUUCUGUUAUGGAUCCCAUUAUUUUCACAAAGUGGCGGGGCAGCUUUUGCCCUUGGCUUACAAGCUCUUGAAGAGAAACCUAUUUGCUGAAAUAAUUGAGUCUCACCUGGCAAACAGAAAGAAAGAGAAUAUUAACCAACUGGUAACAUAGCAAGCUGUGCCCACACUCUGUCCUCUGUGAUUUAUAUUUGUUUCCUGUUAUUGUGUAUAAAGUAAAUUUUUGUAAUAAAAUGUAACCGUUUCUUGA
This is a messenger RNA of Xenopus laevis (African clawed frog), 1270 nucleotides long. RefSeq names its product histone PARylation factor 1 L homeolog (gene hpf1.L). The transcript has 8 exons. Gene Ontology annotation, biological process: DNA damage response. The coding region runs from base 95 to 1174 and encodes 359 amino acids. The record is from RefSeq and is a predicted model, not a curated record. Gene Ontology annotation, molecular function: histone binding; poly-ADP-D-ribose binding. NCBI's taxonomy places the organism in Eukaryota, Metazoa, Chordata, Amphibia, Anura, Pipidae. Gene Ontology annotation, cellular component: chromosome; nucleus.